UUUUUCACAUGGGUACCCUGUGUAGAGAUAUUAAGUUGUUCACCAGUUGGCAUUUUGAAAGUAUCAAAUACCCUUAGUUAUCAUAAAAUGAAAAUUUUAGCAAAAUUUUGUCACUACCCUAAAAACAUAGUAAUUGUGACAAUGACUGUAGAUGCUGGUCAAAUGUCAUUCUUUCAUUUUUAUUGCACCUUACUGAUGCAUCAAGGCUAUACAGAGAGAUCAACUGGCAAGGACCUUUACAAAGUUGAGUUUUGUAGGGUUUGCCAGUUGGUUCACAUGGUGGCUAAAUUAUUUUGGUUUCAGUACCUGAGGUUGGUGAGAGCAAGACCUAGCAUUGAGAGCACCUACCAGAGGGACCUACAUGAUGCCAGUAAUUAGUGUCAUGUCAUUAGCACCAUUCCACCAUUUAUGUCAUUUAUUGCUAUCAUGCCAGGAAGAAAUCCAAAAGCCUGGUCUUUUUCACAUGUCUAAGCUGGGAAUGCAUCCAACAUGAAUCAUCACAACAUUUUUAUUGGAAUAAUGCAUGUAGGAAUUAUUGUUCGGAAUUUGUGCAGAUGGAAUCAUUCCAUCAGUAGCUUUUCAGGUAAUCCAGUGACUACAAAUAUAGGAUGCAGUACCAGUAAUUCAUUAACUUUCCUGCAUACAAUGCAGCUAUCAAAUGGAGAGAGAAGAGAAACCUGGUGUAUGCAGGCCUGACAUACUGCAAUACUCAAAAUAUCCCUGUGUAAUUAUGUGUGACUGUGAUAUAGCAGCUUUUGCAAAACCUCAAAACGAUGUCAUCAAAAGGUUCGAGCGAAGCAUGGCAGAAUCCAGAUCUCACUAUCGAGAGGGCCUCUCCGGCGUUUGACGUGGAAGAGAUGACCAAUUUUAUUGAUGGUGGACAGGACAAAACCCAAGUGAAACGGAAAAAUCUGGCUCAGUUUUCAUCCGUCGCUUCAACAGGGUCCAAAAUAUUGAACCACCCGUCCCUGCGCGACACGAAGGCUACAGCGUACAUGAGCCAUGAAGACAAGUACAACUACAACCUGGCGCGCGCUACAGCGGUGUUGGAGCUCAUCAGCGAGGAGGGCAUGGAUGUCAACGAGAUCAGCAAGGUGCUGAGCCACACCGUUGCCGGCUUCACCACCCCGGACGGCAACCCGAUCGCCGUGCACCAGGUGAUGUUCAUCCCGACCCUGAUGAACCAGGCCGACGACGAACAGAUGUUCCGCUGGCUGGGCGACGUGUACAACGGCAGGAUCAUCGGCACGUACGCCCAGACGGAGCUAAGCCACGGCACAUUCGUGCGCGGUCUGCGCACCACGGCCACCUACGACCCGGCGUCGCGUACGUUCGACCUCCACACGCCGGACGUGAGCGCAGCGAAGUGGUGGCCGGGCGGCCUGGGCACCAGCGCCAACUUCGCCGUGGUUAUGGCGCAGCUGCACACGGGUGGCCAGGCGCGCGGCAUCCACCCGUUCAUGGUGGAGCUGCGUGAUAUCGACACUCACCGGCCGCUGCCCGGCAUAACUGUGGGCGAGAUUGGCCCCAAGCUGGGACAGAACACCCUCAACAACGGGUACCUGCUGUUUGACCACGUUAAAGUGCCGCUGAACAACAUGCUGAUGAGAAACGCACGGGUGCACGAGGACGGCUCGUACACCAAGCCGCCGCACAGCAAGCUGAGCUACGGCACGAUGGUGUUCACGCGCGUGGCCAUAGCGCUGGACACGGUGGACGCGCUGCAGAUCGGCUGCACCAUCGCCGCCCGCUACAGCGUCGUCCGCCGCCAGGGCGAGCCCCUGGCAGAUGGCCGCGAGCCCCAGAUCAUCGACUACCAGACGCAGCAGCUGAAGGUGCUGCCGCAGCUGGCCAGCUGCUACGUGCUGCGUGCCGCCGCCAACCGGCUCUGGGAGUCGCACACGCACGUGACCAGCGAGGUUCGCGGUGGCGACAUGGCCCAGCUGCCGGAGCUGCACGCCACCGCCUGCUGUCUGAAGGCGCUGGUGACGCGCGACUGCAGCGCCGCCAUCGAGGCGCUGCGGCUGGCGUGCGGGGGCCACGGCUACAUGGAGUCGUCACGCUUCCCGGCGCUGUACGCGUACGCCACGGCCGGCGUUACGUACGAGGGCGAGAACACCGUGCUGCUCCUGCAGACGGCCAGGUACCUGGUGAAGCAGGUGGGCGGCGGCGCGGCGCCGACGCCGGGCAGCUCGGUGGCCUACCUUAGCCGGCCUGCCGACGACACGCCCUUCUCGGUCGGCUCGGUGGCCGCCUACGUGGCCGCCUUCAGUCGCGUGGCGCGCGGCCGCGUGGCGGAGGUGGCGGCGCGGCUGCGCGCGGAUCGGCAACGGCUCGGCGAGGCUGCCGCCUGGAAUGAAUCGCUCGUGCUGCUGGUCGAGACGGCCCUGGCCCACUGCCGCUUCUUCGUGGUGAGCACGUUCGUGGAGGUGGUGGCGGCGGAGAGCACCAGCCGGGCCAUUGAGCAGGUGCUUCAGCUCGUCUGUCGGUUGUACGUGGCCUACUUCGUCAGCAGGAGCGAGGGCGACUUCAUCACGUACGGCGGUCUGACGGCCUCGGACGUGCGCCUGAACCGCGACCGGCUGCUGGGCCUGCUGACCGAGCUGCGGCCGCACCUGGUGCCGCUGACGGACGCCUUCGACCUGCCCGACCAGCUCGUCCGCUCCACGCUCGGCGCCUGGGACGGCGACGUGUAUCGCAGGAUGUUCGACGAGGCGAGCCACAGCCCCCUGAACAGCACCGAGGUGCCGCGCGCCUUCCACCAGAGCAUCCAGCCGAUGCGCGCGCGCCUUUAGCGGGGGGAGGAGCCGCUGCCGCCCCGCACUCGUCGCGACGGCGGACGCCCGAACGCCGGUGGCGGUCGGCUCGGGCCAGCACCACCUCAGCCGUGAGACGCUGGACGGUGGGGCGGGCCGGCCUGUGGGUAGUGGUCAGAUGCUGGGUGGUGGCCAGCGUUGUAAAGUGCCUUUAUUAACGGGACAGGGCCGUGGUGUAGGUAAACGGCUACCGGAUAGCAUCGGUCGAUUAGUGUCGAUUACUGUCCACAUCGGGUUCGUGAGAGUGAAUGCGGUGGUGAUUUGUUACGCGAUAACUUGUUAAAGUUCGUAACGUGCCCAGGAGCAACAUGACUCGCUAUGUGCAAUGCUGUGCUGCCGGCGAUGUUUCCAGUGUCAGUGACAGACCAUGCGGAACCAAAACGAUAGGUUAGGCUCAAUACCUGUCGUAGAUCAGCCGAUUCUGUUCGGUUAGUGAGGUAGUGGUAGGAUCAGUCGAUCACUGGCCUUCGCGGCUUCCUGGUGUACCAAAGGACCACGUGUACCCAGCAUGCCUCAGUGGAACCGUCGUGGUGCUUGUAUACGAGCUUGACCUUUGUCACCCGUGACCUUUGGUGACCUCGAGGUGGGGGAUGGUGAGUCCGAGAGGCUCACGCGUAACUCUGAUUGCAGUUUGGUGGAUUGCGCGAAGCAUGUUAUGCUCGUGCCCGGAAUACGAUGACGGUGAUAGUGGUACCCAUGUAAGCAAUAUAUUGGUAUGAU
This is a messenger RNA of Pollicipes pollicipes, 3536 nucleotides long. It is a transcript of the gene ACOX1, whose product is annotated as acyl-CoA oxidase 1. Gene Ontology annotation, cellular component: peroxisome. Gene Ontology annotation, biological process: lipid homeostasis; fatty acid beta-oxidation using acyl-CoA oxidase. The record is from RefSeq and is a predicted model, not a curated record. The coding region runs from base 774 to 2795 and encodes 673 amino acids. The transcript is spliced from 13 exons. NCBI's taxonomy places the organism in Eukaryota, Metazoa, Arthropoda, Thecostraca, Pollicipedomorpha, Pollicipedidae. Gene Ontology annotation, molecular function: acyl-CoA oxidase activity; fatty acid binding; FAD binding.